Molecule: messenger RNA, 1744 nt
Organism: Vicia villosa (hairy vetch)
Lineage: Eukaryota; Viridiplantae; Streptophyta; Magnoliopsida; Fabales; Fabaceae
Product: E3 ubiquitin-protein ligase RZF1-like
Exons: 3
Coding region: 273-1223 (316 amino acids)
Biological process (GO): protein ubiquitination; positive regulation of DNA-templated transcription; ubiquitin-dependent protein catabolic process
Cellular component (GO): cytoplasm; nucleoplasm
Molecular function (GO): ubiquitin protein ligase activity
Source: RefSeq, a predicted model, not a curated record
AUCCAAAAUCACAAAAUUUUAGCUAGCUUUUUACCUCAAACACUUAUCCUUUUCCCACCAAUAGAAGAAACAGUGGUUUCAUUCAAACCUCAAACACCAUAAUAGCAAUGCAAGGAAGCCUCUUGCUUUUUCAUUAGGCCACAAUCCCCAAACAAUCUCUAAAAAGAAUCACUUUAUGCAACCCCAUAAGUAAUCCUUUUCCUUUCUCCAUCUUUCAACAUAUAUAACCUUCCUCUAUUAUCAACUUCAUCAUCAUAAUCAUAAUCAUCAUCAUGUCUUUGAGUCCUCCAAGAGAGAGAACCAACGUCCCACAUAGAAACUUCCAACUCUACUGGUGCUUCCAAUGCAACCGCUCCGUCCGCGUCGCACCCGAUCAUUCUACCGAUUUAAUAUGCCCGCGCUGCUUCGGCCAAUUCAUAUGCGAAAUCACCAUACCAAGACCAAGGCUCAUGAUAGACUUCACCGCACACGAUCCCUCCCCCGAAGCGCGUUUGUUAGAAGCACUUUCACUCAUGAUCGACACACCCACCCGAACACGACGCCCACGAGAAGUUCCCGUGCACCGUCGCACAGGAGAUCAUUCCACCCGAACACAACCUGAACCCGGAAUCCAACAUCGUCCACGUACAUGGGUUAUUCUACAACCUGUGGAUCCUUCGGGUUCAAACACAUUUGAACCCGUAAUUAAUCCACGUGGACGACAGGGACCAUUACCGAUCCCACGUGGCGUUGAUGCAGGAGAUUACUUUUUCGGCCCCGGUUUUAACGAACUGAUAGACCAAAUAACGGAAAACGACCGGCAGGGUCCACCUCCGGUGCCGGAGAGAGGCAUAAAUGCGAUUCCGACGGUGAAAAUCGAGAGUAAGAAUCUGAAAGAGAAUUCUCAUUGUCCUGUUUGUCAGGAAGAGUUUGAAAUUGGUGGUGAAGCGAGGGAACUUCCAUGUAAACAUAUAUAUCAUUCUGAUUGCAUUGUUCCGUGGCUUCGACUUCACAAUUCUUGUCCGAUUUGUCGACAAGAGGUUCCUGUAGGUUCUGGAGAUGAGUGUAGUGAAGAUGAAGGUGGUGGAGGGAGGUUACGGAGGUGCUUGAGGUGGAGUCGUGUUUCGUCUAUUUGGCCUUUUCAUGGAAGGUAUAGGAGAGUUCAUCCUCAAAGACACAAUGGUUCUGGUUCUUCUUCAACAAGGGAAUCUAAUUCAAGGUGGCAUUUUUGCUGCAUUCUUUAAUCCGUCCAAUGAUUUACUUCAGCUUGAGGCUGAAAUCAUGAAUAUUGAUAUUUCAGCUUAUUAACCUGUAAUUUCAGUAGACUAGUGGUUCUAGUCACGAGAUUAAAAUGGUCUUACAAAUAAGUCAAGAAUCGAAACAAAGUAAAUGAUGUUGGACAUCCGUGCAACUUCAAUUGUCGAGUUUGCGUCAAGUUGAGGAUCAACGUGAAUCUCAAAAGCUUCCUACGAAGUUGGACAUCCGUGCAAAACUGUUGUUGUAAAUAAUGUUUGUCUUUCUUUCAUAGAAGUUACAUUUAUUUGUUCAUUUCAUUAAUAUCCAAAAAUGUAGAUAGUUAGAUAUCAGUUAAAUACGCAUAUACCAGGAAUGGUGAUUGUCAUAAAAUAAGAAAUUGGUUAGUUACCAUGUUAUAUCAAUGUGUAUGCUGUAAGUGUUUUCAAUGUAUUAUUACAACUACCAUAAUUAGAUUCAGAAUCUAUAAUGUGAACUGAAGAUUGCUCAUAUAACCGGGAUACUAUGCAAA